Messenger RNA from Python bivittatus (Burmese python), 1876 nucleotides. The record is from RefSeq and is a predicted model, not a curated record. NCBI's taxonomy places the organism in Eukaryota, Metazoa, Chordata, Lepidosauria, Squamata, Pythonidae.
UUUCUUUCCAGAUGCAUUGUGGAUAAUCGAGUGACUCGGGUAGCUUGGCUCAACCGCAGCAGUAUUCUUUAUGCUGGCAAUGACAAGUGGUGUUUGGACCCCCGAGUGGAGCUAAUUGCGAACACCAAAACCCAUUAUGCCAUCCGGAUAAAUGAUGUGGAUGUGUACGACGAGGGACCCUAUACUUGCUCCGUACAGACAGAUAAUCACCCCAAAACAUCCCGGGUCCAUCUCAUUGUGCAAGUACCUCCCAAGAUUAUUGAGAUCUCUUCAGACAUCUCAAUCAAUGAAGGUGGCAACAUAAGCCUCACCUGCAUAGCUACAGGCAGGCCAGAUCCGACAAUCACCUGGAGGCACAUCUCACCUAAAGCUUCAGGAUUCAUGAGUGAAGAUGAAUACUUGGAGAUCACCAGCAUCACCCGGGAACAGUCAGGGGAGUACGAGUGCAGUGCGUCCAACGAUGUUGCAACUCCUGUUGUGCGGAGAGUAAAAGUCACCGUAAACUACCCACCAUAUAUCUCAGACACUAAGAAUACUGGUGUGCCAGUGGGUCAGAAGGGUAUCCUUCAAUGUGAAGCCUCUGCAGUUCCAUCAGCAGAAUUCCAGUGGUAUAAAGAUGACAAACGGCUCCUUGAAGGACAGAAAGGACUGAAAGUGGAAAAUAAGGCCUUCUUCUCCCGUCUUACUUUCUUCAAUGUCUCUGAGCAAGACUAUGGAAAUUAUACUUGUGUUGCCUACAACCAAUUAGGAAACACUAAUGCUAGCAUUAUUCUCUAUGAAGAGACCACAGCAGUUCAGCCACCCUGGAAAGGCCCUGGAGCAGUGCACGAUGGGAACAGUGGUGGGUCAAGAAGAGCUGGCUGUGUUUGGCUGCCUCCCUUGCUUCUUUUACACCUCCUGCUCAAGUUUUGACCCUUUCAACGAUGGUGAUGCUAAGAGGAAGGGAGGAAAAAAAGAAAGAAUAUUUUAAAAAUCAGAAAGUUAAUCCUAAUAGUAAAGAAUAUAUUAUCACAAAAUCUUGGAGAGAAAGAAAACGAGUCUGAAAAACAAGAAGAAUCCAAAUUGAUCUACUGAAGUUACAACACAACUGAGUGUUCUGUUUUCUUUCUAUUUUUAUUCCUUUUUUUUUUUCCUGUCAUGAACAAGUAUGCAGCUGUUGGUGACCAAUCAGUGCAUUUGGCUGAGUAAUCAUCCUGUCCCUUUUGACUCAGUCAUUUUGUUGCUUUUCUUUAUAGAUCCCAAACCUCCUCUACGGAGGAUGACAAGGCCAGCUGUCUGGCACCUCACCUAUCAUGGCUUUCUCCCACCCAUUCCCACCCGUCGUGGACUCUGCUCUCCUCUGUAUGAUUGCAAAUUCUAACUACAAAACAACCAACAAGAACCACUCUUACAAAAAGAUCAUGCACAGCUGCAAGAAAACCACCACCAUCCCACCCGAUUAAGACAUUAAUUCACUGUACUACAUGGAUAUUACGGGAUUCUGAUUCAUUAUUAAUUUUAUUAAUUAUAUUUUCUGAUAUGAGCCUAGAACUGUUAGUUCAUUAAAAAAAAAAGAAGUACAAAAAAAGACCCAACCAAAAAAAAAAAAAAAGAAAAGAAUAAAAUAGUAAAAUAAGUUGAAUCCUGGGCUUCUAAACUAGGUUUACAGGCUGUGGAGCAUCAACGUCUCUGAUUGUUUCCGUGAUCAGUUGGGAUAAGAAUUGACACUUUUGUAGGGGAAAAAAGUGACAUAGAAGCAAUGGCUCCACCAGCAUUACUGAGUUUUCAUUCCUUAUUCUGGUGUUCAAAUGAAGAAGGUUUUCCACUGUUUUCAUAAUGUUUGGAAGUACAAAGGUUGAUGCUCACUGUAUGUUGAGUUUGAUUGAUAUGCUUAUUC